This is a messenger RNA of Gilbertella persicaria, 557 nucleotides long. Its product is annotated as putative acetyltransferase san. Gene Ontology annotation, cellular component: NatA complex. The record is from RefSeq and is a predicted model, not a curated record. Gene Ontology annotation, biological process: mitotic sister chromatid cohesion. Lineage: Eukaryota; Fungi; Mucoromycota; Mucoromycetes; Mucorales; Choanephoraceae. Gene Ontology annotation, molecular function: acyltransferase activity, transferring groups other than amino-acyl groups. The transcript has 3 exons. The coding region runs from base 26 to 520 and encodes 164 amino acids.
UUUUUUUUUCUUUUUUUUGUUAUUUAUGAAUUCUUCUCAUAUUACAUUUAGCAAUGUCACACAUGAGACACUACCCAGCUUGGUUGAUCUUCAUAGACGCGUAUUUCCUGUCAGUUAUGGACAUCGGUUUUAUGAUGAAGUAUUGAAUGCAGGCGAGUUAGCAAAGAUGAUCUAUUACGAUAAUCACUAUGCAGGUGCAAUUUGUUGUAGACUAGAACUCUCAAAAUAUAUAAAAUAUACAGCCAGGAUAUACAUGAUGACAUUAGGCGUAUUAAAGCAUUAUCGAAAUUUAGGCCUUGGCAGUCUGUUAAUUGAGCAUGUCAUGGAAAAAGCAAGAAGCUCCACGAAUCCCAUCAUUACCUCACUUUAUUUACAUGUACAGACAGUGAAUGAAGCAGCCAUUCGGUUCUAUCUCCGCAAUGGAUUUCGAAUACAAACCAUUGUUCAUGAUUACUAUAAACUGAUUGACAAUAGAGAUGCUUAUAUCUUAUCAAGGCCAGUCUAUUCAUACCAUGUAUAAAGAAAUAAAAACAAGAAAGAAAAAAAAAAGAAUUAUA